UUUGUGGUCGCGGGCUCUGACUUCUCAGUGUACUGUGCAACGAACAACAUCUAACAUGAAGACAAGUUUAUUACUCUUACUAGCGGUUAUACACGCGUCAGUGGCGUAUCCGUCGGGGCCCCCGCACCCCGCGGUAGUGGCGGUGCGACACGAGGAGGAGCAGUUGCCCCCUCACCUGCGGAAACCGGCCAUCUUCAACCCGCGAGUCCACGCGAUCAUCUCGCUGACGAGUCUACUGCAUCAUGGUGAAAACCUUGUAUACGACCGUGAAGCGGACAAGGUGCCCCGUCACGAGAUCUACAAGAUACUGACUCAUGCCGGUUUCCUGGCGCGACAGAAGCUCAACCAUGGUCCCCAGUACAACCCUUACUCGCCGGACUUCGAAGCUCAGUUCCUACAUAACCCUGAACUGCUGCAGUAUUUGUAGAGAAGCAGUCGUGUAGAUAGGGAGGCCCGUAUGUUUUGCUCCAAUUUGGAGAUUUUUGAGGGUCGGCUGAUACAGCGGCAAACGCCUAUGUACCAUCGAAAAAAUUGAUCCAUGGGCAGAUGGUGUGUCUACGUACCUAAUUAGGUCGGAUUACGUCAAACCCAGCCUACAGUCCCUACAGAUCACGAC
Molecule: messenger RNA, 616 nt
Organism: Aricia agestis (brown argus)
Lineage: Eukaryota; Metazoa; Arthropoda; Insecta; Lepidoptera; Lycaenidae
Exons: 3
Coding region: 56-427 (123 amino acids)
Source: RefSeq, a predicted model, not a curated record